AUGGCACGACGUAAUAGAUCUACCACAACACCUACCACAACACCUGCGAGAUCCACUACAACACCUGCGAGAUCUACCACAACACCUGCGAGAUCUACCAUGACACCUGUGAGAUCUACUGCUAGAUUGACUAUUACACCUGGAUUAACUAUGGCUACAGCAUCUAUCUUAUUAUUAUCAAUAGCAGCCAUGUCGCCAACUUCAUCUGCAUCACCAACUUCUUUUAUAGCAUCGGUAUUUAGAAUACUUGCUACAUCUAGAGCAUUAGAAAAAAAUCAAAAAAUUUUUGAAGGACUUAUGAACAAAUUAAUGACUCCUUGUGAAGAUGAUGGAAUAUGUUUAUCAGUUAGUAGUAGCAAUGAAGAAGAGGCAA
Messenger RNA from Dentiscutata erythropus, 373 nucleotides. Lineage: Eukaryota; Fungi; Glomeromycota; Glomeromycetes; Diversisporales; Gigasporaceae. The record is from the annotation of a GenBank genome assembly.